AUGGCGUUGAGGAUCAGCAUAAUAGUAUAUGUAGUCCUCCAGUUCAUCGCGUUCUUUUUCGUGCUGGUGGGUACGCCGCUCGACAUGUUUCGCGCCGCGGUUGAGGAGUUUAACUUCUCCCAUGUCUGCGUGACGUUGUGGGGUGCGAAGUUGGGUUGUUAUAACAGCUCGUACCUCGUCACGUCGGACGAGUUGUGGGUGAAUUGCACGGCGCGCCGCGACCGCUUCCGCGCUGCUCAGGCGUUGGCUGUCAUCUCCAUCUUCGUGUACGGCGCGGCGUUCGUCUUGGGCGUCCUUCUGCUGUGCUGCUGCUCGAUCCUCCGCUGGGUGUGCCUGGCUGUCAACAUCGUGGGCGUCUUCACGUUGGUCGUCGUCUGGGUGGCCAUGGUGGUGACCUACUACGCAAGUGAGAAUACAUAUUGCCCGAAUCUCAAUCUUUUCUUCAACUAUGGAGCCGGGUUCGCUCUCUUCUUGGUGGCCUGGUGCCUGGACAUCAUCAACAUCUUCUUAUUGGUGAUCCGGGGGGAAGAUGAGAAGGCUUGUGCAAACGAGAAUCCGGAGUUCUAUACAAGGGGCGGGCAGGAGGAAAUGAAGUGA
Messenger RNA from Leishmania major strain Friedlin, 597 nucleotides. Its product is annotated as putative amastin-like surface protein. NCBI's taxonomy places the organism in Eukaryota, Euglenozoa, Kinetoplastea, Trypanosomatida, Trypanosomatidae. Bases 1 to 597 code for a protein of 198 amino acids. The transcript has a single exon. The record is from RefSeq and is a predicted model, not a curated record.